UUGAAAGUAUAUUACAGUGUAUUCUGUUCAGAUUGUCUAACAUAUUAACAGCAUACUACUUUACAGUUUUAUAUCAGAAGUAUUUGGACUGGCACCACUCAAGGUUUUAUUUAUAGUUGGCUGAUGUGACUGGAUGUUGGUGGAAGCAGAAAGCAGGGAAUCCCCCUGAAAUAAGGCAAAUCUUAAUGCAUAUUCUUCGGGGCCAUAAUAUCAGCCUGUCCUUUUUUUGAGUCCUACAGACAGGCAGUGUCCUCAAAAUCACUGGUGCCCCAGACUCAAGUCAGUUCUAUUUGACGAUGCCUCAGUUGCCUUAAUUGAUUAAAGCUGCUGAUCCUGGCAAUUUAUCUGACCUUACCUGAUUGAAGGUUGCAUUUGUUUAAAUGUUGUAUUUUUGCAUUUAAUCAAUGAUUUAGAAAGUAAGCAUUGUGUUUUAUUAGUUGAUUACGAAUCUAACCCUUUUGAAAUUCCUAGAGCAUUCUGUGUUUUGUAAGUGGAUAACGAAACUCUAGUCAUUUGACCUGAGAUUGGCAAUAAGAAGAGCAACAAUAGUCUUAGUAGGUCAAUUAUUACAAUAUACACUAGUAAUUGUGUUUUAUAAUGUACCAUAUAAAGUUACACAUAGUAAUAGUAGAAAUAGUAAUCUAUGUAGGCCAAGUUAUUAUGGCUACGGACGUGCAUAUACAUUAAAUACUGAGGGAAGAGCUGAGGGGUGUUUUCCAAGCUUGCAUGUUAUGUUUUCUUUUUGGUUACUUUCUUUGUCUCUGCAUGUAUUUGUAUGUCUGUGUUUGUCUGUGUGUGUGCAAGGCCCUCUCUGCAUUCCUGUGAGCCGCUGUACUGGCAAAGCUUGUGUUCUCACAGUUGCCACGACGAGCUUACAACGUCUACAAAAUGGACGCCCGAGAUUGCUCUUAACCAUUAGAGAGAAAGAGAGAGAGGGAGCAGGAAAAAAGGGACAGGAGGCAAUCUGAUAUGUGUUUGUUGUAGUGCAGCAGCCCAUAUCCUACACGCUUGCCUUGUGUGAAGGUCUGAACAGAGAAGUAGAGUGUGGUUUGGAGAGUAUUUUUGAUGGUGGAUGGCAGCAGCAGCCCUCCCUGCAUUGCAGCAGUGGAUCAGAGCAGAGAGAGGGGAGCAGGGAGAGCCAGUGUGCCACACAGCAUCUACCGCCCAAUCACGCGCCUCCGUGUGGCUCUCAAACCAAUCGGCAGCCCACAGCUGAGGUUAAAGAUUGACAAUCGCACUGAGAGCAGCAGGGAGAGCAAGGCCCUUCUGGAAAAUUCUGCACCCAUCUUUGUCUCAUCCCUUAAAGCUAUUGCAAUUGAGAAAAAAAAGAAAAAAAAGAUAUUAGGCAAGGGCCCUGCCUGAAGAAUCUGUGUACUGUGCACGUAAAGAAAAAUAAGGUGCAAGAGGGGGAGAGACUGCAAGAAUCAGACCAAAAGACCUGCCUUGGAAGGCAAAGAUGCUACUGCCUCAACAGGAAUAUUUUUUUUUCUCCAAGAUUUGGCAUCCUGUAGCUGAAAUACCUUCGACUGAUCCAAUUUUGGCUGAAGAAGAAGUGAAGGCAGAAUCAGAUGUGAAUGAAGGGAUGGAGAUUGCCACACGAUCCAAAGUGUCUGAUUCAGCAUCCGCAGAGCGCACUGCCACUAAACGCAAAGUGCCCAGCCCGCCUCACUCUUCCAAUGGACAUUCUCCCUCAGAAGCAUCUCCGAGCCCUGUCAAAAAGAAGAAGAAACCAGGAGCCGUCAACAACAGCAAAGACCAGUCCGAACUAAGACAUGGUCCCUUUUACUAUGUGAAGCAGUCCGCACUCACCACAGACCCUGUUGAUGUUGUACCGCAGGACGGGAGGAAUGAUUUCUACUGCUGGGUGUGCCAUCGUGAGGGCCAGGUGCUCUGCUGUGAGCUCUGCCCGCGUGUCUACCACGCUAAGUGCCUCAAACUGGCCGCAGAGCCCGAAGGGGACUGGUUCUGCCCUGAAUGUGAGAAAAUAACUGUCGCAGAAUGCAUUGAGACACAGAGCAAAGCGAUGACGAUGCUCACUCUGGACCAGCUGUCUUAUCUACUCAAGUUUGCUCUUCAAAAGAUGAAACAGCCUGGUACAGAACCAUUUCAGAAGCCAGUGUGUCUUGAGCAACAUCCAGAUUAUGCAGAGUAUAUUUUUCAUCCCAUGGACCUCUGCACAUUAGAAAAGAAUAUCAAAAAGAAACUAUAUGGUUCUACUGAAGCUUUCUUGGCUGAUGUGAAGUGGAUUUUGCACAACUGCAUUAUUUACAAUGGAGGAAAUCAUAAACUCACAGCAACAGCUAAGGUUAUUGUAAAAAUCUGUGAACAUGAAAUGAAUGAAAUUGAGGUCUGUCCAGAGUGCUAUCUUUCAGCGUGUCAGAAGAGGGACAACUGGUUUUGCGAGCCAUGUAGUAACCCCCAUCCCUUAGUGUGGGCCAAACUUAAGGGGUUUCCAUUCUGGCCUGCCAAAGCUCUGCGAGACAAAGAUGGACAAGUGGAUGCUCGAUUCUUUGGGCAGCAUGACAGAGCCUGGGUUCCGAUCAACAAUUGCUACCUCAUGUCUAAGGAGAUUCCUUUCUCUGUAAAGAAGACCAAGAGCAUUUUCAACAGUGCCAUGCAGGAGAUGGAAGUCUACGUUGAAAACAUUAGGAAAAAAUUUGCCGUCUUUAAUUAUGCCCCAUUCCGCACUCCCUACACACCUGACAAUCAGUUCCAAAUGCUUCUCGACCCAGCAAAUCCAGGCGCCGGCUCGGUCAAACCCGAAAAACAAGAAAAGAUCAAAUUCAGUUUUGACAUGACUGCAUCACCAAAGAUGCUGGUGGGUAAGGGCAUGAUGUCAGGAGGGAUUGGUGGAGGAGGAACUGGUAGGCGGAUCUCUAUGACAGACAUACCUCGUUCACCAAUGAGCACCAACUCCUCAGCCCACACUGGCUCUGAUGGAGAGCAAGAAGGUGGAGAAAAGAGCCAGGCCAAAUGUUCCCUACCCCAUCGCACUGGAGGGGAAGAGCCUCUGGAAAGCACAGCGUCCCCUGCUGCUCCUCGACCAGGUCUUGUGGGGAGUGCAGUAGACAGCCCUAAACCAUUCCAUUCUACUGCUCCCAGCACGCCCAUCAAACAGGAAAAGGUUCCGGCCACAGGCAGCAUCCUAAAUCUUAACCUAGACCGUAGUAAAGCCGAGAUGGACCUAAAAGAGCUGAGUGAGACCGUACAGCAGCAACAGCAACAGCAGCAGGGGCCUCAGACCUCGCUCACUUCACCCAAGAGGCAGAUCAGGAGCCGCUUUCAGCUCAAUCUUGACAAGACCAUUGAGAGCUGCAAAGCACAACUGGGUAUAGAUGAAAUAUCUGAGGAUGUGUAUAAAGGUGUGGAACACAGUGACUCUGAUGACUCCGACAAGUCUGACUCCAGUGAUAGCGAAUAUGCCAGCGAUGAUGAGCAGAAACCAAAAAUUAGCCAAGACGCUUGUCCUGAUGAUAAAACAGAGAAAGAACCACCCAAAAAGAAGUCUAAACCAUCUCCACCUGUUAGUGAAGAGAAGGACAGCAGCAUUGAAGCUUCUGGGACUCCUAGCACAGUGACCAAAUGUGAGACUUUGCAGAAAGCAGGAACUAGCAUCUCUCCAGUGAAAGAGAAAUCAGUUGUCGACUCAGAGAAAGAAGUGCCCAAAGCAGCACCAGUCUCUCCGAGUGCACGAGACAAGUCCAAGGCUACAGAGGAAGCCAAGCAAUCUGCGUCUGUCGAUGUAGACAUGGACUCAGACUCGGAGAGAGAGCUAGUGAUUGAUUUGGGAGAAGAACCGGGAGGAAGAGAAAGGAAAAGAAGCAGAAAAGACGCAGCCGCUGUCACCGCACUCAAAGAAACAACAGCUUCCAAGACAGAGGGUAAGGCCCCUGCAACAGGUAGUCUUGCCCAGUCUCAAAACCCUGUAGUCCCCUCCUCCACCACAGGCCUCAAAGACCCCUUGCCAUCUCCCAUGGCUAUUCCUUUAAACGUAGUGGCUGUCCCUGCUGUUCCAAGCACCACUUCCCUCUCCUCUUCUGCAUCCCUCAACACCACUCCAUCAACAGCCCCAGCCUCCUCUUCCACCCCUACCAGCACAGUCAAAAAACAGCGACCCCUGCUGCCCCGGGAGACUGUGCCUGUGGUGCAACGGGCUGUGGUAUGGAAUCCCACUGCUAAGUUCCAGACCUCCUCUCAGAAAUGGCACAUGCAGAAGGUGCAGCGGCAACAGCAGAGCCAGACACAGCCAGCAACACAGACGCAGGUGUUAUCUCAGGCACAGCGUAGCCAGCUUCAGCAAGCACAGACUUCAUCUUCAGCACAGCAGCCUUCAUCCAGCACGCGAUAUCUGACACGACAGGCUGUUAAAGCUGUGCAGCAGAAAGACCCCCAACUCAGCACCUCCACCUCUGCUGUCACCUUGGUUACCAGUGCGCCCGUGUCUGCAGCCAUAAUGGCAGGUGCCACAGUUAGUUCUUCCUCAUCAUCAGCAUCCUCCAUGACAGGAGAUCUCCAGAUCCCCACCACCUCUGCUGAUGUGGCAGCUGACAUUGCAAAGUAUACUAACAAAAUAAUGGAUGCAAUCAAGGGGACGAUGACUGAAAUAUACAAUGACCUCUCCAAGAGCACCUCAGGAAAUACAAUAGCAGAAAUUAGACGGUUACGGAUUGAAAUUGAAAAACUGCAGUGGCUACAUCAGCAGGAGUUAUCAGAGAUGAAGCAUAAUUUAGAAUUGACCAUGGCAGAGAUGAGGCAGAGUCUGGAGCAGGAGCGAGAACGGCUGGUUGCGGAGGUAAAGAAACAGAUGGAGGUGGAGAAGCAGCAGGCAGUGGACGAGACCAAGAAGAAGCAGUGGUGUGCCAACUGUAAGAAGGAGGCCAUUUUCUACUGCUGCUGGAACACAAGCUACUGUGACUAUCCCUGCCAGCAAGCCCACUGGCCAGAACACAUGAAGUCCUGCACACAGUCUGCAACAUCGUCACAGCAAGAGCCUGAGACAGAAUCAAGCGCAGACACCAUUUCCAAAGGCUCUGGGCAUCCUAACAAUGGUCAGAACUCGCCCCGAGAGAUGACAACAGCCCCUCCCACAGACAAGGACAGUGAUGUGGACAAGCCUAAGGACAAUGUUACUGUCAGUCUCUCCUAGCUCAGACAUACAAACUCUGCUUUAGAACAGCACUUACACUUGCAUUACUGUACAAAAUCAUCCUUCACUACAGCAAAGUAUUUUUUAUUUUGUGUUUUCGUCUUGCCAAUCUGUGCUUUGGGAACUUUGAGAAUGCUGAUUUACUUUUCUGUAUCAAUAACAAUUCCAAUCAGAAGUCAGCCAGAUCUCCCAUGUGCCACACAAAGAAUUUCUGAUUCUGGAUAUUUUAGACUCCAUAACUUCAUUCUAACUACUCUGAAAAUAGUACUGCAUUGAAAUUACUCGAUUGAAGUGUGUACAUUGUGUUCAAUUAACCAAAUAUAUUACAUCUGUUUUUCCAUAUAAAGCCAGCAUUGAAUGUCAAAAUUAAUCCAUACACAGAUCGCUGGAUUUUUACACAAAGAGGUAACUCUAUGGUGCUUACUCCAUGUUAGUAGGAUUUUUGUAGCGUAAUUAGACCCCUGUUCAGCAUUGAAUGUUUCACUGAUGUGGAACUAUUUUUUUCUCAGAACAUAAAUCUUAAUUUUACUGUCAUUUAAUGCCUCACCAGCAAGAGUGAAGUUGUGGAGAUCUGAACACCUAGCAUGAGAUAUGAAAAAUAUGGUUAAAAAGUGUCUCUGUGUCAAAUAAUUAAGACCCAUUACUGAGGUGGCAUAAUAUCGUAAAGACCUAAAUCAAUUCAUGUCUUUCACUGUGAAAGGGUGAAGAGGCAGUUACUGUGUAUGUUACAUUUCCAUUAGGUUCUGUUCUUUCCUUAUAAGCUUUAUAUGGGGGUGGAUAACAAAGAAAAAGGUAUGGGAUGUUGUUUUUAUUUUUGUUUUUUACAGUCGAUAGAUUUUUAAAAAGAAUACUGGUUUAUAUUCAUAUUUAUGUUAAUUUAUCCAACAUUUUUGGUAAUAUGAAGCUCUAAAGACUAUACUUUAUUUUGCCUAUGCAUCACUAAGACCAUUUGGAAAUCUGAUUGAAAAAAGUUUCACCACUGUCUGAACAGAUUGGCUAUUAGUAUUCCAACAUGUUAUAUGGGGGUUGUUUUAAUCUUUUGAACCUGACUGUAUUCAAUGGUCAACAUGAUACACCCUUACUGUAUGACUAGAUAACGGUCUGAUUCUUGUUCAUAAUUCACAAUGCAAAGCAUCUUUUUUCAUUUAAGCCUAAGAACAUUUUUUGCCUUUAUCUGCACUCCUUCAUGUGCCCAUGUUGGUGUUCUGUUUUUGAAUGUUACGCAUCUGACUGAAUGGCAUCUGACCAGGCUGCUUUGUUCUUGUGUUUUUCUUUUCUUCUUUUCAGAUACAUUAUACUGUUUUAACCAUUGCGGUACAGUGACUACAUUUCAAAACUGCUUUUGCCAGUGGUCUUACUGGCCUGUUGAAUAACUCCUGAUUUAUCAUUCCGUUACAGUUCUGAACGUAACCUUUUAUUUUACAUUGGGUUUAUAUGUUGAUCAAUCUUGUUACCAAAAUUGAGAAACUGUAUAAUACUGGUCUGUUGUUUAUUUUUAAACACCAUUAUUUAGAUUUUGAUGAAUAAUUACAGGACACAGACGAUAUCACCCUUUCAGCAGCCUCCGUGAUAUAAUAUUGACUGUUGACUGUUGACAAUGGAUACAUUAUUCUUAACUCUAAAAAAAAAAAAAAAAAAAAAAGAAAAACAAAAACUAUACAGAGGA
Messenger RNA from Pygocentrus nattereri (red-bellied piranha), 6812 nucleotides. RefSeq names its product zinc finger, MYND-type containing 8 (gene zmynd8). Gene Ontology annotation, molecular function: protein binding. The transcript has 21 exons. The record is from RefSeq and is a predicted model, not a curated record. Bases 1457 to 5146 code for a protein of 1229 amino acids. Lineage: Eukaryota; Metazoa; Chordata; Actinopteri; Characiformes; Serrasalmidae. Gene Ontology annotation, biological process: regulation of DNA-templated transcription.